AUGUCGAACUAUACCACCUCGAACAGACUCCUAGGGGCUGGUGCUCCAUCAAUACUACCAGGAACCCCAGCAAAUGGCCCUGAUCAUACCAGCUCAAUGGUUCCCAAUGGACUUCCUGGCGCAUGGUUCACCCCCACGGCAUAUCCUUUUGAGAUGUCCGUUGCUGGCGAACAGUCUGGAACCGACUCAGAUCUGACUCCGAGUCGCUCUUUGAGUGGAAGCUCCAACAAUCCCAUAGAAAUCGACUUUGGCAGUCCCUCAUUGCCUGAUAGCAGUACCUGUCUUCUCAACCAUACUCGGGCAGGUGACAGUAUUGAUAAUCCCAUUGAGCUAGAAGAUGAUAAUUCCGUAUCUUCGACGGAUGGUCUUCUAAUCCAAUCGACACGGGCCGGUGAUACAAUUGACCACCCGGUCUACAUUGAUGAUGGUGUUACAGAGACUGUGAUUGACAACAAUGCUGGGCACAGUGAAUAUGGCAGUGGUCUAGAGCCCCUGUCUGAUGCCCAAGUUGAUUUUCAGUGCAAGAUAUGCUACAGCCAGGCUGUCGAUCUAGUCCUAGGUUGCGGCCAUACCAUCUGCUAUGAGUGCUUUGUUCAUUAUGUCCAUGAGUCCCUCCUGGCCGACAAUCGGGAUCUAGAAUAUCUUGCGGGUUUGACGCUCCGAUUUGGAGCAAAAUUGUAA
Molecule: messenger RNA, 681 nt
Organism: Aspergillus luchuensis
Lineage: Eukaryota; Fungi; Ascomycota; Eurotiomycetes; Eurotiales; Aspergillaceae
Product: RING finger protein
Exons: 7
Coding region: 1-681 (226 amino acids)
Source: RefSeq, a predicted model, not a curated record